Messenger RNA from Heterobilharzia americana, 3828 nucleotides. The record is from the annotation of a GenBank genome assembly. Lineage: Eukaryota; Metazoa; Platyhelminthes; Trematoda; Strigeidida; Schistosomatidae.
AUUGAAAGACAUGUGGCAUCAGCAUGCCUGUAUGCUUGGCAUCUUAACCACAUUCUUACUUUUAAUAAAUGCAAUUAUUUCAUUAAACUUCCCAUUGUUUGAAAAAACGUUUACGCUACCGAAUAAAGAAAAAUAUUCAAUAAGUCAGUCAAUUUAUGAAAAGAUAAAACGAAAAUCAUAUACUGAAAUAUUAGAUUGUAUAUUUUGCUUAGUCUAUUGGUUGAGUGCAUAUAUCUUAGCUGUAUUACCUAAUAAGUUUGCAUUUCAUCAAAAUCAAGUAUUCAUAUUAGCUUCAAGUUUCUUCUGGGAUUUAAUUGUUAAACCAUACAUGUGGAUGUCAACAUUUUAUUCAGUAUAUACCUUCAUAGCUUCACUCGACGAAACUGGGUCAUUUGACAAUCGAAUCAGUAUACACUUUAACAAGAUUUUUGAACUAAUUCAUUCACCAAACUUAACUUCUGAUCAAUUUUCCUUGUAUACAAACCAUUUGAAAAAAUUACAAAGAAACUAUCAAUGUUGUGGAUUUAAUUCUAUACAAGAUUGGUAUGGCAUAACAAAAUACCAUGAAUUACAUGAUAAUGAAUUGAUGUAUACAUGGGCAAGCGAUAUAUUUCAGAUACCAAAGAGUUGUUGCAAUCCGGAAAAUGUAGUAACGUGUUCAACAAAAUUUAUAAACUCAAUAAAACUUAAUUCUUAUCAGCUGACAGGCUAUUCAUUAUUUCAGCAUGAUACACUGCCAUUUUACAAAGAUGGUUGUUUAGCCAAAAUAGCUCAUGAUUAUAGACAGUUAAUGUAUGAUUUCAUUACUAAAUAUAGUGCAAUCAGUAUAUGUUUACAUAUUCUACGUUUAACCACAUGCUACCUAGUUUACAACCAAAGUCAACCAAAUCACAAAAGUAAGCCUGUUCAACUUAAAAGAUAUUCCUUUCGAAAAUCAAAUGAUUUCAACAUAUUUGAAAAUAUGCGCUACAUAUCAAAUUCACAUUUAUCCGCUGCCUGUCAGAGUUAUUGGUUGUUUGGACAAUUAACUCAUCUUCAGUUACCAUUUGCAAAGUUUAAAUCACAGUGGUUACAAAAAGGAAUAAAUAUAGGCUGGAUGUUAAUUAUUAAAGGUAAAUAUUAUGUGACAUUUCUACGUAGAGUACAGAUAAAAAAGAAUAAAAUUCCCUUGAAUCAGUUUCGUCAAUUUUUACGUAAAUGGUUGCCUACACUUGAAAUGCUCAUUUAUGCUGAUGGUAGUGAAAGAGAAGAGAUUGAAGCUAAUAUCAUAUAUGGAGGGUAUAUUGCAAGUAUUUCAAGGAUGAUAUGCUUUUUGUUAUUCGGAAUAUUUGUGAGUGAAAUUAUGCUGAUCACAAUUUUACCUCUCAAAGAUCAGUCUAUAGAAUUGCCUACUGAUGAUAAAAAAAUACCUAAUGAUAUUAUUCGUAGAGAUGCUGAACUCUUAGCUCAGGAUGUUAUGUGGAUAACUAAAGUUUUUACCCGUGUAACAAUUAUUAUAGCAGCUAUGAUAUCCCGUAGAUUUCGUUGUCUUCUUCUUCUUAUUAUUCCCAACUUAGCACAAACUAUUGGUUUAUCGUACCUAGGCAGCGAAUUAAUACAUACGUCUAUAACAGGACCAGUAAGAAGUUUAGAGCACAAUAUCAUUUCAGCAGCUGAAUCUCUGAUAUGUUUUAUUAAGUUAGCGUAUAAUAUGUCAAAAGAUGCCAGUGAUUUCCUUGAAAAGGGUAAAGAAGAAGUUACUACAGAAGGAGAUAUGAACUAUAUUGAAAUCAUCAAGAAAAAGUCUGAACAAAUAAAGAAUAAAAUAAACCAAUACAAUGAAUCAUUUCAAAAACUGAACCAAGAAAUUGAAAAAGGCAAGGUUGUGAUGAAGCGUGCAAAAUCUUUCCUUCAUACAACUAAUAAUGCAACAAACGUAUAUGCUCGCAUGUCCGCCGAAAUGGCUGAACGAGCUAGAAAAGGAAUGAUGAAAAAGGCUGAAGCAAGUAAAAACAGGAUAAAAGCACUAGUAAAAGAUAAAUAUAUGGAUAAUAGAACAUUAAAGAAACUGACCGAUCGUAUUGAAAAUGGCUUAAGAAUAGAAAAUAGUAUAGAAAGUAGAAUGCUAACCACUUGUAUGGUGUUCUAUAAAACACGUGCCACUAUCUGUACGGAAUCAUCUAUUCAAGCAUGCGGUCGUCUUCAAACCAUCCUGAUUGCAACUACUUGGUUUCCCAUAUUGAUUAAAAAUAUUUGUAUUCGUAAAGUCGCCUCCGGUGUGGCUUGUCCUACAAAUCAAGCACUUGAAGAAGCUGUACAAAAAUGCAGUUCAAGUUUAUCGAAAAUUGGUUUUUCUAGUGGAUUCGGUUCAUCUUUUCUACAAGCUCAAGAUGAACUAUAUAAAAUUCGACGAGCAUUUCACUUAUCUUUUGAACGUCAAAUGUUUCAGUCAGAAGUAUUCAGUAAUUGGAUAAGUGGAAAGUCUGAUGUUAUUUCACGUAUUGCUCAACGUACAAAAGAAACCAUACAUGUUAUCUAUGAAUUAGGUUUAAUCUUAUCUCUUCUGCUAAAAUUACUUUUCUUUUUGUAAUUUACAAAGCUCACUAUUGCAUUACAAACUAUUUAACUGAUCCCAAUUAUGACAACAUUUAUGUUGAAUCAACUUUUGAAGAAAUCGAUCAUCGGCGUUCAAAGGAAUCACGUGAAACAUUGCUGCCCUUAAAAAAGCAGGAACUAGCUAAUGUGAUAUGGCAUCAGAAAGUCUAUACUCGAGGUGAAUUGCAACGCAUUAUUAAAAAUCUUGUAAAAGUAUUAGGUUUCGGGUUUUGUUUAACUGUAUUAUUCACCAUAGAUAAAUAUAUGGCUGAAGCAAUCGAAGUGUUAAAUGAAAUAGCAAGUACUAAAUUUAAAAUUGGUGGUGAAGAGUUAAAAGAUAAUGGAACAUUAAGACAAACAGAUAUUCCAAAUCGAAAACAAGUACGUAUACUUGGUGAUGGGUUGUUUAGUGACUUAAUAGGUAUAACAGUGAAAAUUAUAAAAUACAUUAGUAAAAUUGAAUUAGCAUAUGAUUUAAGUGUGUGCAGUCCUGUAGUUGAACACACACAUUACGGUUACUUUUUACGCUUUUGUAUGAUAUGGUGUUUAAUGAUAAUAGUUUGUUUACUCUCCGGUUAUAUGUUACGCGUUAGACAUAAAUUGUUAGAUUUCUUCUAUCCACAUCGUUUGAAGCGUCGUGUUAUUUAUUUAUAUAAUGAAUUAUUAGUGAAUCGAAGGCGUAGGAUGACUAUUGCACGUAAUUUACUUAUACAUCAAUCACGACAAAACAGAUUACAAGAAGAAGCUGAAGAACGUUCACAACGUUCCCUUUUAUAUAAUAUUAAUCCACUGUUAGGUAAAUUAUUUAAACAAAAUAAAAUUAAUUGUAUUGUCUGUAUGGAACGAUAUCCAAUUGAUAAGAAAUCGUUGGUUUAUGUAUGUCCUUAUGAUGACACAGCAAUAUGUCAGUAUUGUUUAACUACUCUAUUUAAUAAACAUAGAGUUUGUGUGACUUGUUUAGACAGAAAUUAUACAAGGUUAGAAAAGAUCAAUAAAAAUAUUUCAAGAUUAAAAAAGAUAAUAAUCCAUGAAGAACCUGAUCCCUCAAUUAUACGCUAAAUGUUAGUUUACACGAUAGACAGAUGAGUCAAUUGUCGUUACAAGGUAACUAACAUUAGACAUUUCCAAACUUUGCUAUUUGACAAUAAAAUAAAUAGUUCACUUAUUUUUGUUGUUUUGUCUCGAUUUUCUGUAUAAUGCUAUGUAACCUUUUGUUUAUUUUCUAAUGAAUAAUAUAAAACCUUCUAUGCUGUU